AUGGCUGAGGGUAACCCGAAGGCGUAUCCGCUCGCGGACGCGCAAUUGACGAUCACCAUUCUGGACAUCGUGCAACAGGCGAGCAAUUACAAGCAGCUGAAGAAGGGCGCGAACGAGGCGACGAAGACGCUGAACCGAGGGAUAUCGGAGUUCGUCGUGCUGGCGGCGGACACGGAGCCGUUGGAGAUUCUGCUGCACCUGCCGCUGUUGGCGGAGGAUAAAAACGUGCCGUACGUCUUCGUGCCGAGCAAGCAGGCGCUCGGACGCGCGUGCGGGGUGUCGAGACCGGUGAUUUCUUGCUCGGUGACCACGAACGAGGGGUCGCAGUUGAAGCAGCAGAUUCAAAACUUGAAGGAUGCCAUCGAAAAGUUGCUCAUCUAA
Messenger RNA from Ostreococcus lucimarinus CCE9901, 381 nucleotides. RefSeq lists its product with no specific name. The transcript has a single exon. The record is from RefSeq and is a predicted model, not a curated record. Gene Ontology annotation, molecular function: RNA binding. Bases 1 to 381 code for a protein of 126 amino acids. NCBI's taxonomy places the organism in Eukaryota, Viridiplantae, Chlorophyta, Mamiellophyceae, Mamiellales, Bathycoccaceae. Gene Ontology annotation, biological process: maturation of SSU-rRNA; ribosome biogenesis; mRNA splicing, via spliceosome. Gene Ontology annotation, cellular component: nucleolus; U4/U6 x U5 tri-snRNP complex; small-subunit processome.